AAAGGGAGGAAAGCCCCAGAAGGUACAUGGGGGAGGGAAAGGCACGUCGCUGCUGCAAAGGCUGCCGCCCGCCGGUGGGAGAGCGCCCCGGCGGCGGCGGCGGCGGCGGCGACGGCGACGGCGACGGCGGCGGGCGGGGAGGGGGCGAGGUCCCCGAGGCAGCCCCUCGGCUCGCCGCCCGCCGGGUCCCGCCCGGAGAAUGCUCUUCCUCUCUUCUCCCGGCGUCCUCCUCCUCACGGCCCCGCGGCGAGUCGUCUCUCCCGCGGAAUCCGGACGAAAUUCAUCUCCCUCGCAGCGUCUGCCGGGGCCUGACGCGCGGCGCGGCCGAGCCGGGAGCGCGGGCUGCGGCGGCGCUCGCCCCGGCUCCGGGGGCUGCGGCUACUCGGCCGCCCGCGCCCGCCCCAUGGCGGGGGUCGCCGGCCGGGGGCCUGCGCCGCGCCGGGCGGACAGCCCGCUCUCCCCCCUCGGCCGCCCCGAGGUUCCCGACGCCCUGGCGCGGGGCGGGCGGGGGGUUGACGGGGGCGGGGGUCUGGAUUCAGAGGACGCGGCCGGCUCUUUCUCCCCCUUCUUCACGCCCGGGGGCUAAGGGCAUCUUUCCCCGACGAGGCGCAGGAGGAGGGGUUGGUGCCGCCGCUGAGGCGAGCAGAGGCUGCGGCAGCCCGGCUCGCAACCACUCCCUUCCUCUCCGUCCCACCCCUCCCCCGCCUUCCCGGCCUGGCGCGCUCGCGCCCUGGGCUCCGCGAGGCUCCCCUAGCCCCCGCCGCGCGCGCCGGCCCGAAGCGCGCCGCCGCGCCCGGAUCCAAUAUGGCGGCCCGGCCGCGGGCGCGCGCCGCCCCCCGCCCCGCCCCGUCCCCGCCCGAGUCCGAGUCCGCGGGCCCAGCCGGGGUCGGUCUCGCGGCCGCGCGGAGCAGAGCCGAGGUUCCGGCGGUACGCGGGCCGGGGCGAGGGAGGCUGCACCCUGGCGGGAGGGUGGGAGCCGGCGGGGCCGCGGCCGCCGCGACGUGGAACACAGUGAUGCGAGAGGACCCGCGGAGGCCUCUGGUGCGGACGGCAAUCGGGCCUCGCCCGGCGCGCUCGGAGCACCACCUGUCCCGCACGUUUGCUCGGGGUUUUGGGGGGCCAGGAACUGCCGGCGUCCGGCUCCCCCCAGACCUGCGGAGGACGGUGUCUCUCUCACCGCCCCUUACCUGCGCACCACCCGCCCCCCAAAUGCGGUGCCCGAGCUCAACCGACUAGGAGUUACCCUGGUGUCUAAUUACACCACUUCGUGUGUCAUUCCCAGGACAAAUGCAGUGACACACUCGUGGGCGCUACCGUCCCAGUCGGGAGAGUGCCUGCCAAGGGCAUAA
This is a messenger RNA of Zalophus californianus (California sea lion), 1349 nucleotides long. RefSeq names its product translation initiation factor IF-2-like. NCBI's taxonomy places the organism in Eukaryota, Metazoa, Chordata, Mammalia, Carnivora, Otariidae. The transcript has a single exon. The coding region runs from base 27 to 1349 and encodes 440 amino acids. The record is from RefSeq and is a predicted model, not a curated record.